GUUGGAGCUGAACGGGCAUAAGCGAAGACUCGCCUGGGAGGCAUCCACAAGAAGCAUUCAUGAUUGUGUCGAAUCGACCAUCUCAACCUCAGACUGUCUUAUUUUUGACUCAAAUACUGCUCAGCGGUUUUCUGAAAAUGGCAAUUUGAGUAUCAACGUAACGAUUUCCUUUAUAACCACUGGUAAAUGA
Messenger RNA from Protopolystoma xenopodis, 190 nucleotides. Lineage: Eukaryota; Metazoa; Platyhelminthes; Monogenea; Polystomatidea; Polystomatidae. The record is from the annotation of a GenBank genome assembly.